AUGGACUUCGCCCAUCAGUCCUCGAAUCGUCAGCUGGCCGGCGUAGAAGUACCCCUAGGAUCACUAUAUCACCCCAUCGAGGCUGGCAAGGCCUUCCGGAUUCUUCUACUUCAACCUGCGACACAACUCGAGGACACCCUCAUCUGCGACCUUCUCCCGACCCGUCUGGAUGGAGAUGCAGAAUAUGAAGCCUUGUCCUACGUCUGGGGCGAAGCUUCACCGCCCGGCCCCGUCCUCCUCAACGGGCAUGAGAAAAGCAUCACCCCGAACCUGGAAAGUGCCCUGAGAUAUCUUCGCUACACGGAGAAUGUGCGGUCUCUCUGGGUGGACGCCCUUUGUAUUGAUCAAGAUAACCUUGAAGAGCGCAGCAAGCAUGUACAGCACAUGUCUGAGAUCUACAAGCGCUGCACUCGGGAUAUCUUGUGUCUCAAAGCUCUCAACGAAGUCCGUGGACUGAACGAUGUUGCUCGGCGCGAGGGGCGAGCCCAUACCAGUGAUCUUUCUAUCAGGAACGAGUUGAAACGGCACAAGGCCCAGAUCAAACGGCUAUUCCAAGGCAACGUCUGGAGCAGAGCCUGGAUAGUGCAAGAGGUAGCCUUCGCGCCAGAAGUGCUUCUCGUCGCUGGGAACUCGACAAUGAGCUGGGAUGAGAUCGAACAACUGCUCAACGUUGAUGAGUUCGUGGAGAAGACCGGCAUCCCGGACGCUUUCCACGAGCCAUGGGGCCAUGACCUGAGUCUGGCGUCGUGGUUGAAGCAGACUUUCUAUCAGGCACAGGUGUUCUCACACCAACGGAUAGCGAUGACUACUCGGGAGAACGGCUCCGGCAGCUCGCUUCUCGAAGUUCUCGCCCGGUUUCGCCACCAGCAGGUGACGGAUCCCCGCGACAUGGUGUUCGCUCUCCUUGCCCUGUGCUCGGAUACCCUAGGCAUCGAGCCGGACUACACACGCCCAGUGGAAGACAUUUACGUAGAAACGAGUAAGCGAAUCAUGGAGCACGACGGCAACCUGGACCUUAUCUGCCAGGGGCCAUGGCAGCUCUUUCGGGAUUCCCAGCUUAGGCAUCUCCUUCCCUCCUGGGCUCCAGACUUCUCGGACCCCGGCGCCUCGCGCCUUUUGUUCGCUCAGCGCGAUAUCUUCUCCGCGGGCCCUGCGAAGUUGACUGCGCCUCUGUCCAUCUCCACAUCACAUGCGCUUGUUGUUGGCGGCUGGGAUAUCGAUACUCUCGCCGCGGUGCGGUCGGGACCCGCACAAGGGCAGUCACGAAACCCGGCACGCAUGGCGCUGGAAUCGAUGCCGGAAGACGUACUCCGCCAGGCCAUUGCUGGAGGCGCGGAUGCCUCGCUGGGAGUAUAUCUCAAAUCGGACAACGUGGAGCCUCCAUUUCAUGGUGGCAAAGAGGCGGCUUUCGACGCUUACUGGCGUACUCUCAUGAUGGAUUGCGUACGCCACCCCAAUCGACGACCGGACGAGGCCGAUCUCGAGCGUUUAGGUACGCUAUUCAAAGACUGGAUCCUGCAGGACCGUGAAGAGGAUUCGGGAUGGACGUCUCAUCUCGAAUCUGAUCUUGAUUAUGAAAUAUGGUCGCCGUUGCGGCACACCAUUCGACUUUGGCGCUUUGCGGUGACAGAACAGGGGUACUACUGUAUGGUCCCUCCCACAGCAGGGGUAGGUAUGCACGUCGUGGCGCUGCCGGGUGCGAAGGUGCCCGUGGUACUGAAAAAGGUGGAGAACGGGAAGUUUGAGAUGGUGGGUCCGUGUUAUGUUCAUGGGUUUAUGGACGGGCAGGCUUAUCAGGGAGAGAGGGAGAAGACGAAGCGGACGUUUGAGAUCGUGUAG
Saxophila tyrrhenica is the source of this 1839-nucleotide messenger RNA. RefSeq lists its product as uncharacterized. The transcript is spliced from 2 exons. The record is from RefSeq and is a predicted model, not a curated record. The coding region runs from base 1 to 1839 and encodes 612 amino acids. NCBI's taxonomy places the organism in Eukaryota, Fungi, Ascomycota, Dothideomycetes, Mycosphaerellales, Extremaceae.